Schistosoma curassoni is the source of this 1410-nucleotide messenger RNA. NCBI's taxonomy places the organism in Eukaryota, Metazoa, Platyhelminthes, Trematoda, Strigeidida, Schistosomatidae. The record is from the annotation of a GenBank genome assembly.
AUGGCCGACGAAGAAGUUCAAGCCCUUGUUGUUGACAAUGGAUCAGGGAUGUGCAAAGCUGGAUUCGCUGGUGAUGACGCACCAAGAGCAGUGUUCCCCUCCAUCGUUGGACGACCUCGACAUCAAGGUGUGAUGGUCGGUAUGGGUCAAAAAGACAGCUACGUUGGUGAUGAAGCACAAUCGAAACGUGGUAUUCUCACACUGAAAUACCCAAUCGAACACGGCAUUGUGACGAACUGGGAUGACAUGGAGAAGAUCUGGCAUCACACAUUCUACAAUGAAUUGCGUGUGGCUCCAGAAGAACACCCGGUCCUGUUGACCGAGGCUCCAUUGAAUCCGAAAGCCAAUCGUGAGAAGAUGACCCAAAUCAUGUUUGAGACAUUCAACACACCAGCCAUGUACGUGGGCAUUCAAGCUGUACUGUCACUGUACGCAUCGGGUCGUACAACUGGUAUUGUGUUGGACUCUGGUGAUGGUGUGACACACACUGUUCCGAUCUACGAAGGUUAUGCCCUACCACAUGCUAUCCUGCGUCUGGAUCUGGCUGGUCGUGACUUGACUGACUACUUGAUGAAGAUUUUGACGGAACGUGGUUACAGCUUCACGACCACAGCCGAGCGAGAAAUCGUGCGUGACAUCAAGGAGAAACUGUGUUAUGUGGCUCUUGACUUUGAACAGGAAAUGGCCACUGCCGCGUCCAGCUCAUCUCUGGAGAAGAGUUACGAACUGCCUGAUGGUCAGGUGAUCACGAUCGGUAACGAACGAUUCCGUUGUCCUGAGGCGUUGUUCCAACCAAGUUUCUUGGGUAUGGAAUCUGCUGGUGUUCAUGAGACCACAUUCAACUCAAUAAUGAAGUGUGAUGUGGACAUCCGUAAAGAUCUGUACGCGAACACUGUGUUGUCAGGUGGUACGACAAUGUUCCCAGGUAUUGCUGAUCGUAUGCAGAAAGAGAUCACUGCAUUGGCGCCGAGCACAAUGAAGAUCAAGAUAGUUGCUCCACCUGAGCGAAAAUAUUCCGUUUGGAUUGGUGGUUCUAUUUUGGCCUCAUUGUCUACGUUCCAACAGAUGUGGAUUUCCAAACAAGAAUAUGAUGAAUCUGGUCCUGGUAUUGUUCACCGUAAAUGCUUCUAAGUUAUAUUAUGAAGUAAAUAAUGUAAUAUUUAUUCUCGAUCUUGUCGUGCAAUAAAACCCUGAAAUAAAUUUGCCUUUGACCCACCUUUUUACUUGUUCUCCAUGUUUUUUGCGUUUCUUGAGUUAAGCUUCAUGAAAUAGGAGACCAUGUUUUUGUAAUUUUGAUCUGAAUACUUUAAAGAUCUUAGGUGAUCUCUAAUUUGAUGCAUUUACAUCGGUUUUUUGUCUUUGACAAUAAGGACGAUAGUGAAAUUUAUUGAAAUAUACAUAGUGCUGAAG